AUGACCAAAUCCGCACCUGCCAAGCGAAAAACACCAGCGCGAGAACCAUCUCCAGAAUCGAUAGCUUCCCAUCACGACAACGAGCCACCAGACGACACAGUAGCGGGAGCGAGAGCAGAGAUCCCGCUUCCUACUCAAUCUGAUGACACGCCUUCCAUACCCCAAGCACUCCUGCUCCGCCUGCUCCACGAGUCGUUCCAAGACAAGAACACGAAGAUCGACAAACACGCUAUACAAGUGUUUCAAAAGUAUGUCGAGAUCUUCGUGAGAGAGACUCUUGCGAGGUGCACUCUAGACAAGAAGGAAGCUUCUGAAAGGGGAGAGGUCGCAGAGAUAGAUGCAGGAUGGCUGGAGCUGGAGGAUUUGGAGAAAGCUGCGCCGGGGCUGAUGCUGGACUUUUGA
Molecule: messenger RNA, 402 nt
Organism: Pseudocercospora fijiensis CIRAD86
Lineage: Eukaryota; Fungi; Ascomycota; Dothideomycetes; Mycosphaerellales; Mycosphaerellaceae
Exons: 1
Coding region: 1-402 (133 amino acids)
Biological process (GO): replication fork processing; resolution of meiotic recombination intermediates; kinetochore assembly
Cellular component (GO): Fanconi anaemia nuclear complex; FANCM-MHF complex
Molecular function (GO): protein heterodimerization activity
Source: RefSeq, a predicted model, not a curated record